CGGCGGCGCGGCGGCGGGGGAGGGGGGGAAGAUGGCGGCGUCCUCGUUGGAGCAGAAACUGUCCCGCUUGGAGGCCAAGCUGAAACAGGAGAACAGGGAGGCUCGGAGGCGCAUCGACCUCAACUUGGAGAUCAGUCCGGCCCGGGCUCGGCCUAUUAUUGUGAUCACUCUAAGCCCUGCUCCCGCUCCAUCCCAACGUGCAGCAUUGCAGCUUCCCUUAGCCAAUGAUGGCAGCAGUCGAUCCUCCUCUUUGGAGAACUCACCCCAGCAUCACACUCACCCAUCACGCCCCCGAAACAUGCUGGGCCUGCCUCAGCCACCGUUCCUCAUGCACCGGAGCAUGGAGAGUAUAGAGAUUGAUCAAAAACUACAGGAAAUCAUGAAGCAAACAGGUUAUUUAACCAUUGGAGGGCAGAGGUAUCAAGCGGAAAUCAAUGACCUAGAAAAUCUGGGUGAGAUUGGAAGUGGGACAUGUGGACAGGUGUGGAAAAUGCGUUUCAAGAAGACAGGACACAUCAUAGCUGUGAAGCAAAUGCGUCGUUCUGGUAACAAAGAAGAGAACAAGAGGAUUUUGAUGGACCUGGAUGUGGUGCUAAAGAGUCAUGACUGUCCCUACAUUGUUCAGUGCUUUGGGACAUUCAUUACAAAUACGGAUGUUUUUAUAGCCAUGGAGCUAAUGGGCACCUGUGCAGAAAAACUGAAAAAACGCAUUCAGGGGCCUAUUCCUGAGAGGAUCCUGGGAAAGAUGACUGUGGCAAUUGUCAAAGCACUCUACUAUCUGAAAGAGAAGCAUGGGGUCAUCCAUAGAGAUGUGAAGCCUUCUAAUAUCUUGUUGGAUGAGAGAGGACAAAUCAAACUGUGUGACUUUGGGAUCAGCGGCAGGCUGGUGGACUCAAAAGCCAAAACCCGGAGUGCUGGUUGUGCAGCAUACAUGGCGCCUGAAAGAAUAGAUCCUCCUGAUCCCUCAAAACCAGAUUAUGAUAUUCGUGCAGAUGUGUGGAGCCUGGGCAUCUCUCUGGUUGAGCUGGCUACAGGUCAGUUUCCUUAUAAGAACUGCAAAACUGAUUUUGAGGUCCUCACCAAGGUGUUGCAGGAAGAUCCCCCCCUUCUCCCAAGCAACAUGGGAUUUUCUGUGGAUUUCCAGUCCUUUGUGAAAGACUGCCUUACUAAAGAUCACAGGAAGAGACCAAAGUACAACAAGCUACUUGAACACAACUUCAUCAAGCGUUACGAGACACUGGAAGUGGAUGUGGCCUCCUGGUUCAAGGAUGUCAUGGCUAAGACAGAGUCCCCCCGCACGAGCAGCAUUCUCAGUCAACAUCACCUGCCAUUCUUCACCAGGUAGCUGUGUAGUGUGGCUGUUGUGCCGGGGAAAGGGCCCCUUGGCAGCCAGAGCUCACAAGGAGGGGCAAGCAAGAACACCACAACAGGCACCUGUCUUCACAAAAGCAACUCUUCAGUGGCUUGAAUGGUUUGCUUCACCUGCUCCUCACCCUUGCCCAUUUCAUCUUCUUCAGUACUACGAAGAGAUGGCGUGGUGGUCUGGCAUUUCUGGAAUUUUGGGUGCAUUUCAGAGUCUUUUGCCUCUCAGGCCCUGGACAGCCCAAGGAUACGGGGCUCUGGCCUUUUCCAGCCUGUGCUUGUAUGCUCUGUGUUGAGCAUCUGCCACCAGGAGCUGCCACCCAGUUACUGUGUGCUCCCUGCUUGUCUCUCUCCACCGUGACUGGGGACUGGAGCAACCCCUGCUCACGCACUGUGAACAGACACAAAACACACAAAAGGAAAAAGAAAAGAUAUUUUUUUUACCACUUAUUUAUUAAGUUUGGACUUCUGGUUCUUCGGGCUGCCUGCUGCACCCGUUCACCACUUCUUGUGUUAUUACGUGUUCUUUCUGUUUUGUUUUUGUUUGUGUUCAUGGGUUUGUAUUUGCUGAGGGGGAAUGGGGCUGGGGAUAGGUGAGUCAGCUGCUGCUUUAGAUUCUGAGCUUAGCUAUUGCUGUUGUCUUGGUUUCCUUUUUUUCUUAGGGCUGGGGGGACAGGAAAGGGAAGGUUGAAGACUAUUCUCACCCAAGAGUAGCUCGGUUAAAGUGGUUGUUUUUCCCUCUUCAAUUCUUUUUUGAUCUCAGGGGUUCCUAUUCUUUUGUUUUGAAUGCGAACAAAGUUUUGUCAGUGGUGUUUUAUUUACCAAAGUGUGAGUUUGGUGCUAGGAUAAAUGCUUGUUCAUUUUCUUCAAGUACUUAAGAAAAGAAAAAGCAGAACUUAACGAUGAUCCUGGCAUCAAGAAAGCCAUUUUUAAAAAGAUUCAGCCCAAAUGAUCUCUUAAUGCUGUGACAUAGGGGUGAUCUAAAACAAAACAAAACAAAAUGACUAGAUGGUAAUAAAUAUAUACCCUCUGAUCUCUUGUAGACUUACUGGGCUAGAUUCUUAACUGGUGUCAGUUGUGUAUUUCCAGUUGAGGAAUAGCCAGUUUGGUCCUCCAAGAUCAUGGACUAGAAUCUGCACUGUCUGUCUGAACGUCCAAACUGUGUGGAUUCUCAGAAGUGGGUAUCCAAACAACACAGAAGGCUUAGAGGACAAAGAAGGGUGAGCACCCAGCUUAGUUCUGUUCCAUUUCACAAUAGAACUUCUUUUCUUCUAGCAUUUUCUAAAGGAUAAGAAGACUUGAGGAACAGGAUCCAGUCACCUCUAAUUUCGAGGUGCCUCUUGAACUGACAGGCAUUCUCAGUUUGAUAGGGGCAUGCCAUAGGAGCCAAGUUGUCUGCGUCUCUGAAGUUGUAAUGUCAUCUUUUGGAGCAGCCAUUGUCACCAGCAGCUUUUAGAAUGAGAGAUGGCCAGAGAAUGAGUCCUGGUUUCUUCUUCAGUCAAUCUCCCAGUAAAAUUUGGUAGCUUUACAGGUGGUCCAGAGGCUAACACACAAGCUUGAAGCUUUGCAUGUUCACCUGAAGGUGAGGCUUACUCUUGCUUUCUCCUGCUAGCAAAGGUUUAGAUACUGUAUUCUUUGCACUCUUCCCUACUCCUCUGGACUUUUCAGUUAGUUUUUAAAUUAAUGGCAUGGUAAGAAAAGGCUCACUGUGGCAGAGCCUCGCUGCAAUGAUGCACUGUGUUUUCAGGUAUUAUGCUGAGAGUCGUAUUAGGGAUGCCACACGAAUAGAUCUGUUUUAUAGACCUGAACCCCCCCCCCCCAAUUCCAACAUUUCACAAAAGUUUGAAGUAAGGGCCUGCAGUGUUUGGGAUGAUUUGAAAAGGGGAUGUCAGUGAUUCAGGGAUAUCUGCCUAAAACUACGUUCUGUGAUAACAUAAUCUGUAUGUUCUGGCCAUUUCCAAGAGGAGCUCUUGUAUUGAAUCGGUGAAAGAACUAACUUAAGGCCUGGUCAAUGCCAGCAUCAGUGAAGCGGGGAGCAGUGUCAGCAUAAUCCAUGCACAGUUAUCGUGCUUGGGUGUGAGAAACAGUUUGCCAUAAGUCAGACAGCAGGACCAGGAAAGGCAUUCAAAGGGAGUAUGUGGGCAGCAGCUGAGUGCAAUAUGGCUGUUUACAGCAUUUUUAAAAUCCUGAAAAGUGAACAAAGAAUACAUGUUUCCAGAUAUCCUAAAGAAGGAGUGCUCUGUUUAUGUAAGAUGGAGACUUUGAUACAGGUGGCUGUGGCAUAGUGUAGUACUUCCUUUCCUGUACUGCCCAACUGCAGUGGUGAUCGUGGACACGAUUGUUCAUCAUUUCUGUUACGCACAGGGUUGACAGAUGAAUUUGUGCUGGGAAGGAAACUGUAUGAAGUGUACUAUAUGAAAAGAGAGAGACCUAGUGUGUGGGAGAAGACAUGGUGAAAAUGGAGCUGAUACAGAAGGUUUUGGUUUAAGAAGGAGAAAAACUAUUUUGAAACAAGGAAUGAAUGUUAUAUGGAGAUGAAACAGGAUGAGCAGUGAAGCAAGAAAAAGUUGACUAAGAAAAGGCAGGAGAAUGCUAGGAAGCUUACUAGAGAGAAACUUAGCUUCUAAGAUGAAUUCUUUUAACGAGAUUUUUUUGUAUACAUCUCAUGUGUGAACUUGAGGUGUGCUUAUUCAAAUAUCUUAAAAACCCACAGGAUAUUAAGAAAAACUGGAAAAUAAUUUCAGAUGCCUUCAUGAUUUGCUAAACUGCCAUUUUGAAAGCCAGGAACACAGAUUGGGUCACAUGCCCUCCCCUCUCUGAUCCUAGUUAGCUUAAACCACAGCUCUCUGUUAUAUUUAAAAUGGGGAACUGUGGUUUAAUAUUAGCUUGCUAAUCAGGAUUUUAAAAUAUUUAUUGAUUGCAGUUUUGAUUAGUAAACAAAUACUAAACCACACUUUUAAUUGUAGACAUAACAGGAGAGCUGUGCUUCAAGCUAACCAGAAUCAUUGCACUAAGAAAUAGAGAAGCUAAGGGGGAAUUCAUCUUGGGAGGUCAAGUGCAAUUUCCCGAAGUUUAGAGUUUUUUGCAUACUUCUUUUGAUAGGAGAAAUGAAACACCCAGGAUAGAGAAUGUUGGAGAAGGUACGUUGCAGAGAGAUAUUAAGGAAUGGAAAGUGGGGUUCCAAAUUCAGGUUGAAGAACAGCAUGUGCAAGAUGGGAGCAGCUCUGGGCUGCAUGAAAUGAGUGGUGAUGAAAACUAAACAUUGGAAUAAAGUGCAGAGAGUAUGGGGAAGUAUAAAAGGUAGGGGGAAAGGAACAUAGGUGGUUGAUAAAUGUAGUCUCCCAGGAAGCAGUUGAAUAGCCUUGUCCUAGUAGCGUGUUGGGCUCAGAAGCUUAUCUUUCUAUCUUGCUACACUAUUAAAUGUAGUUGAGCAAAGUAAACAUACUAACUGGCAGAGAACAGGUGAUAUGUGAUAGGACAGCUUGCACCGUCAUUCCUCUAAAGAGACCAGAGGAUCUUUGUAGUGGGACAAGCAGUGAAUCUACUUGUCAGAAAAGGAGUAGUUUGGUUUUUAGAGCACAAAAUUCAUCAUACUCUUUUAUUAUCAGUUUGCCAUUCCGAAUUAGAGAUGUACCAGGCCACUGGUGAUAUCUAGCUGCUUGUUAGGCCCCUAACAAUCAGAAUCAGGUGGCAAAAGGCUGAGAGGUAUCUAAUUAUACAGUAUUGUUAAUUCAGUCUUCUAGUGCAAAUCAUGGGAUUUGCUUUGCAAAUUAAGAGAUAUGUUUCUCUUUAAAGAUGGUUGCUGGAUUGUUUUUUGCCCUUGUGCCUCAGAAUUUGUAGAGAUUUUGUUGCUUUUUGAAUAAGUGGUCUCAUUAGGAGUCAAAGUUCCAAAAGUAUCGGUUUCUAUGAAUAAGUGCUCAUUAUUAACUGCCAAUCUUAAUAUUUGAUUUAAAAAAAACUUAGUGCAAGUUGAUGCCUGUUGUGCAUCUGUUGUGUUACAUCUUGUAAACUUGGGAUUUAUGGGUUCCACCCAUUAUUGAAGAUUGCUUAAAACAACCAAUACUCUUAGUGUUCAGCAAGGUUAGCUUCAGCCUUACACUGCUAACUUUUCAGCUCAGAAUUACAAUUCUAUAUCUCUAGCAUCAGAGAUUGGAGCCUGUGUCCUUCCAGAUGUUUGGAUGACAACUUUCAGCAUCCCUGGCCAUUGAUGGGCUGAUAGCAGUAGAAGUCCCAAAACUUCUGGAGGGCCACAUGUUUCCAGCCUCAGCUCUAGUGCCACAAAUCAAUAAGGUCCAGGUGUGCUUUUCCCACAAAAUUGUAAAAUAAAUAGCUCAAAAGCAUGGAAGUGUCAACUGUGAGAUUCUUCCUGCACAUUUUCUCUUAUAAGCAGCGGAAAGAUUCCAGAGGAUUCCCUCAGUCAUAUGAGUUUGCCAUCCUGUCUUUCCCAGCAAAAUUAUUAUACAGUGGUGCUUUGUAGUUCGAACAACUCUUAACUUUGAACAAUCUAGAGUUUGAACAUUGGAGAUGAGAUAAAAUCGCUUCACAGUUCAAACUGUGAGUGAAGUGGGGAAAAAUGCAGUCGCAGCAAAAUCAUCUUUGGUCGUGCAUCCCAGUCGAAGAAAAAGCCUCGAUGUCCUGAAUCAAUUCGUCUUGUGCCAGUUCACCUCAUCUUGACUUGAAUUGAUUUGUCUUGAAUCAAUUCAGGACAUUGAGGCAGCCACAACAGCACUGGGGUGAGUGAGUGUGUUCGAAGGGAGGGGGAGUAUUUUGAAGGGGAUUAAUGGCAAUGUGACUUUUACUAUUUUUUUUUUAAAUUAAACAUUCACCAUAUUUUUUGAUCACACCUUAUAUAAAACCUCAGACUUAAUUCAUUUCAGGAGGCUGUAUUGCUGUUUAUGUUUACCAAAAUGGAUAUUGGGUAGGGUCUGGGAAUAGAUUAAUUCAUUUUCCAUUAUUUUUAAUGAGGAAAAUUGCUUUGGACUUUGAACUAUUCAGAGUUCCAAAGGCCUCCUGAAACCAAUUAAGUUCUAAGUAUGAAGCACCACUGUACUGCUGGUCACAGAGGCUUCAGGGAAAUUAGUGUGCCUUGCACUUGGAUAACUCAGUAUAAUUCUAUGGGAGCUGAAGUAUCUGCUUGAAUAUUUGCAAGUGCAUGAGAGAUGAAAAAGCAGUGUAGUGGUUUACUGAGUACUAGGACAGAACAAAACUAUGGAAGUUAUGCAAGUGCCAGUUUAGGCCAAAAUUCUAGGUUGGCGAUAUUUUUCUUAAGUUGCAAAUGCACCCAGUUUCAGGUUUCAGGUGCAGAAAAGAAGGCUGGAGAAUGUGUCAAAGAAGAGUGGUUUAAGUACUUCAAGGACAGGGGUUGAAAAAUGAUUUGAUACUUGCUGUGGAUUUUAAUUGGAAAGUUUCCAGGUUCAGCGGACAUGGUUGUUCUAUAAAAGAGCCAUCUUUUCUCUUGCGAGAAAGCGGCAUGGCUUGAGUAUCCUGUUUCUUUUGGACAGAAAGAUCCCAAACACUGCAAACCACCCUAAAAAGAUUAGCCUCUUGAAAAGCAUUGUUCUCAGUCCCUUUGACUUCAGGAGAAAGCAAGAGUAGCUUCUUAUGAGGAGAUUGCCUAACUUUCUAGCAUGGAAGGAUGUCUUCCAGUCUCACAGCAAAUUAAAGUGUAGAUUGCCAUGGUGGGAGGGUCUGAGGGUGGGGUAUGGGAAGUGUUAAAGGCUUUUUCAAAUGUUCAGAAGCACGGGAUGUCUUUUCAAGAAAAAAUGAGAAAAUGCAGUUUUAUUGCAUUUUAGAAUUAUUUUUUUAAUGUAUUAAUUUCGAACAAAUCUUUGUUAAUGUUAUUUUUAAUCUGGGUGGCUAAAUGUUUACAGUUGCCUGCCUGACACCUGCUCUUCAAGCGUGUAGGAUCGUGGGGUUGGGUGGGGCACGUGUGUGCAGCGUGUGGUGCAUGCAAUUCAAAUGGGGGAUUUUAAAACAAGCAAAACUGUAAAAAAAAUCAUGCCAAAGGUAAGGCAGAGACUAGCUGGGUAGAUGGUUAUAUUCUAGGCAUUAGCAUUUCACUAUAUUCUCUAUAUAUCAUAUAUUAUAAAUUUGCAUGUUACAGUAAAUAGAAGUUACUUCUAUCUUAUACGGAAAGGGACUUUUAACUUUGGAUUACUUGUAAAUUUGGUCACUUGUCUUGAUUCAGGAUUGCCUGAACACCUUAAGCUUUAGGGGCUGCUUGAUUUUGUAUGAUGUUUUUGUUUUUUUGGUAGCCACCAAACUUUCGCUUUGCUGCCUUUUCAUUAAAAGGGCAUGAUUUUCCAAAGUUUCAAAGAGGGAUUUGAGAGCAGAGCAACUAAACAGCAGCCACAGCAGCAGCAACAAAAUUGACUUGAGUUGCAAAUGGCAUGAAACUAGCAGCCAGUUUGCAUCUUCUUAAAUACUGUAUUUUCCUUUGCUGGCCUGUCAUACUGGAAUUCACAUGAUGGAAAGAUCUAAAGGCUUUGUACCACUGAAGUCCGCCUGGACAGUGCUGCACCCUUGUGAGCAGUCAGGAGGUUUCAGUUUAGCUUUGUUGGUUCAGCCAACCUCCCUCUUGUUACUUCGAAGUAAUCAAAGCUACACUUGUGCACAUUUAUUUAUUGUCCGCAGGGAACUUUGUACAUGUGUGUGUUAAUUUAUUUUUUUAUUUCCCUUUCUUUUGGAGAGUGUACUUUUCAUUGAUAGUAUUUGUGGAGUGGAGGGAUGGAGCAUAGCAAAUAGACUUGGGGUGCAAUCCUAUGCAAGUAUAGACGGAAGAAAAGCCUGUAAUUCCCAGCAUCUCCCAGCCAGUUUAGGAUUGCACCUUAAAUUUCAGGCUGCAGUCUUCAGAACUUUUGUCCAAAUAAAUCCCCAAACUUUACUCUUUUCAAAGACACUUGCAGCACUCAGUCUGUUCAGUAGAUAGGCAUGAAACGUCCUGGAAACCCUUCACUUUAAAAUUCCAAGGACUUUUGUCCUGUCUUCAUGCAGUCCCAGAGACACAGAGAAAGACAGAUUAUAAACAAGGGGCAGAGAUGUACAAAGUUGGUGGAUAAAUUCGUUUCUACUCUGCUGGGCCUUAGAAUUAACAGUCAGUGAAAUUUCUCAUAGGAGAGAAGGUGAGAAGAACUGAGGCUUGGUAUUGGAUUAGUCAUUAUUAUGUAGAUUGAUCAAACUGUGUUGAAGAAAGAUAAGACUUGCUUUAAAACCAUAACUGAAGCUGAUGUUGAAUAUUUUACUUGCCUCCGGGUUUCAGACUUUUAGUGUAUCACAAACGUGCUCACUUGCCAACAAAGCUUUUUUUAAAAAAGAUAUUCGUAAUGUAGAUCAAGCUAUUGUAGAUUGUUUUUCAGACACUUGACUCUCAAGAGUUGCAGUAAACAACACGACGACUUACAGCUCUAUAAAAGAGAUGAAGACACACAUGAGAGUUAAGUGUUCGCUGGCCCGUGGGUGGGAUGGGGAGGAAAGAUAGUGGGCACCCUCCAGAUAUUGGGCUUUUCCAAAUAAGGAAAGAACCCCAUUACUGUCACCUCCAUCAUGACUGGUGAAUUUUACCCAAAAUCGAGAAAUACAAUCCUUAAGUUUGUGAUUCAAGAACUGGUUGAUAGGGGUGAUCUGGUAUACAGGAAUAGGGCUUCAUAAAAAUGGUGCAAUGUCAGGAAAAAUUAUUGCCAUGUCUUGUUUAUGACUGUUUGUAUUUCUGAAGAUGAAUUGCGUGUUACUCUUAGCAGAUCAGUGCAGUUUGAGGGAACCACAUUAUCUCUCAAAAUACUCUGUGAUCAGGUCUGAGGAGAAGCCCUGUUGCAUUUACCCUUUUAGAGGGGAGCUUUAAAAAACAACUCACCACCCCGUAAAAUAGAUAUAGCUAUCCUGUAGAAUUUUUUGUAAUUUGGCUGCAGUUCCACUUUGGUGCUGAAAACCAAACCAUGUUUAAAAAUAUAGGAUUUAUUCCAAAGUACUUCAGCGGCUUGUUUAGAAGGUUAUGGGAUUGGGAACAUCUGUUUGCAUAAUUUAACCAUCCUUUUCCCAUCUCCAGUGAAUUAGGGCCAAUCUACUUGUUCUUUAUCACCACAAGGAGCUACUUGAGCAUGCCAACUCUUCUCACUCAUAUGUCAUGUCCAGUACAGUGUAGCAUAUGGAACCCCCUCGUAUUGGAGGGUUUCCUUUCCAGUGUCAGACGUUCCUAGAGGCAUCCGUUGCCGUCACAAGAGGUAUCCCUGUGACGAGCAUGGGAGUGUAUAUGAUCUGAUUUCUAGUUGGCAUAUAAUUUCAGCUCAUGCGUAUGGCCCUGGGCCCUCUGAUCAGUUUCUGCAUGUGUGAUGGGCUGGAUGGUUGAGCAUACGGCUUUUCCUAUAAGCAGAUACUCUUUCUCAUUUGUUUUGCAGAAAAAUGGUUGGAGGAUUACUAUCCUCCUUGAGUUCCUUCAAGAGCAGUGUGUGAGAUGCUCUUUUCUGUGGCCCAUAAGAAGUAACCCAUCCUGUAGGUUCAGAACAGCACCAUUGGGCAGUUCAUGGUCACCUGCUUCCAUGUACUGUGUGCUAGCCAUUCCUGGGGGGGGGGGUGCUCACUGACCCAAGCCCCACUGCCCAUUACUUGGCAUGUGUGAAGUCUUAGAACAGGGAUUUCCCUCUCCUAGUUAGCGCCUCCCCUACUCACCAGUAGUCCAAACAGCUUGUCAGAAGUAGUUGCCUGCCUCCCAAGUAGUGAGGUCAGUCUGGUCAAUUUCAGUGGAACUUAAAACACACCUACAGUAGUGUAAAGUAAAUGGCAUUCUUCAUUAUUUUUGAAAAGCUUUUUUUUACUCUGUUUGUAAAAACCCUCAUAGAAGCUUAAAAAUAAAUCUUUCUUUCCCUAA
Messenger RNA from Varanus komodoensis (Komodo dragon), 10222 nucleotides. RefSeq names its product mitogen-activated protein kinase kinase 7 (gene MAP2K7). The coding region runs from base 32 to 1345 and encodes 437 amino acids. The transcript has 12 exons. Gene Ontology annotation, biological process: protein phosphorylation. Gene Ontology annotation, molecular function: protein kinase activity; ATP binding. The record is from RefSeq and is a predicted model, not a curated record. NCBI's taxonomy places the organism in Eukaryota, Metazoa, Chordata, Lepidosauria, Squamata, Varanidae.